GUUUUACAAACAUGUUGACGUAUCAUCAAUAAAACAGACAUUAUUUGUUGCAGUGUUAUUACAUAUUCAGGGGAUUAAAAUAGUUUACAUCUGUCAACGUGGGGCUACAGUAGUGUGUUACUACUUUAAGAUCAAUAGAAUUUACAGUGUACAUCUGUAACAGUUGUAUUGUCAGUAUGCAAAAGCUUCAACAUUUAAAUACAUACAUACAAAUCAAAUUACAAAUACAUCAAUUGCUUUCAACUUCAGUCCUUAAGUAAAUGUUCUAAGAAAUUUCCAAUCAUUGCUGCUAUGAAUGCAGCCCUGAUGGAGUUACAGCCUGUGAAUUGCCAUACAGUUAUAAUACAAACGGAAGUUGUGCAAAGUUACCUUCAAAAUAAGACGUGAACGCCGGCAAGUAGUGACAGUUGUUCGUCUUCUUAACCCAAAAUGUCACAGGUUUUGCCGUUUUGUCUCAAGUAUAACCUAUAUAUAUGGAUAUUUUGAUUGUUCUCCACAUUAGCGGAACAUUUUUAAUCAAAAGACUGCCACCGCGAGUCAUUGUUUUAUUUUUGUAAGGUUAGACCGGAAAAACACAAAAGUUAGCCUGUAUAACUAUAGCCCGUCUUGUUUAAACUUCUACCUUCUACCGUAAGAAACCACAUAACGGGUGUUUACGUGUUGUCGAAUAAAAAUAAGUAAAAAAAAUAUGAUUUACAUUUUAUCAGUCUACCAAGAUAAGUGUAACGUAGCCUGGCGAAUCUGGUGAGACAGUACUUCCUGUUUCGGAGGCGUGGAGACGAGUGAAGCGCCGUUGGUGUGUCUUAAAUCUCCUCAACACUUGUGAUACUAUUAGGUAAAAUGAUAAAAACACAUUACUUAAAGAUGAUGUUCCAGGUCGUCAAAGACUUAGUUCCGGUCGUCACCUGCGGAGUUUUAACAGUGAUCCUGUCGUCGUGUGUUUUGUUUGGUAUUCAAACGUACUUCAACUUAACCCAGGGGCUGUUCAGCGUCGGUGCCUCUGUCUUUCAACACGGGCACAUCCACAAGCUUUUUAUUCAUCCUUUCUAUCAUAAAACCUUGGACCAGCUUCUCCUGCACGCCACAGCCCUGGUGUUCCUCAGUGGCAGCUUGGAGAAAGGUUUUGGCACGGUCCGGUUCCUUUUCGUCUUCUUCCUCCUCUCCACCACCACUGGCUUGUUGUACAGUUUUCUGGGUCUCAUGGUCCCUGGCAGCAGCCACGCUGAAGGCUUGGUCCCUGUGGCUCUGGCCUGUGUGGCUCUGACUACAAUGCACACCAAGAUGGUUAAAGGAUUCCUGUGUGGAGUCAGUUUCCCCACCAUGGUUCUCCCCUGGUUGCUUCUCCUAAUCAUCACUGCCCUAGUUCCCCAUUGUGUCCUUCCUUGUAACAUCAUUGCUGUCCUAGUUGGGUGGACAUUUGGGAAAGGAUGGUUCUCUCUCCUGAACAUGUCCGAGGCCAGGGCUGAAGCUCUGGAGAAGAGGAUGCCUUUCAGGUUGUUGAAGAGCAUCAGUGGUGGCCUGUUUGUCCCUGCUUCCACAGAGGAAAGAAGGAAAAGUCUGCUUCCACGCAUCACUCCAACACCUGGGUCCUACCCGGUCCAGGCUUAUGCUCCAUUAUCCAGCAUUAAAGCUACUGAUACCAUAACAUAUGAAGGCUGGCAUAACUCAGCCAGUGCUCUGUCUGGUCCCACACCACCUCUCCAUCUUCAUGGACAUGGGUCAACACAUAGCUUUGGGCUAAAUCAUGGCCAUAGCUGCAACCACAGCCACCAUGCACAUAGUCAUGGUCAGCUUUAGUUAUGUUCUCUCAUAUGGAUGCUUUACAACACUCCACUAAUAUACAGAUGAGCCCUAUUUUAGUACUACUGCUGUAUUUGCCACUCCUGAACAACAACAGUAACGGUUCACCAGCUGCAUCUUCAGUUUUGGGAGUAAAAUAAACUGUCAACUGUUAAGUAACCUCUGUACACAAGUUUAAAAUUGUUUUUGGUUUUUUUAUACAUUGUCUUUUGCAUUUUUUUUUCUUAUUUUAAAAAUUAAGAUGUGUAUAUAUAAACUUUAACAUGGCAUUAUAUCCUAGAUAGAAACACUGCCAUGUUAAAUAAAGGACAAGGAAUAAUAAGAUACUGGUGCAAAACAGAUGGUAUCCUGCUGAUACCAUAGUCAAUUUUUUUUUAUUGUUUGCUAUUUUUGUUUUCUGUGACAUUAAAAACAAAACAAGCUCAUUUGUUUAUAUAAGUAGUGUGCUUUGAGAAUGCAAUUUGCACUGGAAAAGCAGUAAAAUUAAGCACCAAAAUUACAUUUUGGUUGUGUUAUUUACAAUCAAUGCUCCUGAAUUAUAAUUUUUUUUAAUAUUGCAAUCAAUAACAAAGCACAGUGUUGGAGAGUUUAAUUCAGCAAACAGUUUGGUUUAAUUGACUCGUACUGAUACCGGACUCAUAGAGCUUGGCAUGGCACCUGAGGCCUAGUCACACUUGAACAAAAGGGAGAGUGAGCUGCACAUGUAUUAUCACAUCAGUUCGGUAAAGGGCUCAUUCCUCCCAGGCGUCUCCAUAGAUGUUCUUCUUCUCUGUAAGAAAAAGAAAAAACAUUUUUUCACAGACUACUUGGAGCCGGUGCGCUCACACAUCAAUUCCUCAACUUUUUCUAAUCACAGCAUGUGUUUUACACAUUUUUGCAGUCAUACCCUACCAUUUUUCUUGGGUCUUUCUCGUUCCUUCUCAGGUGUUGAUUUGUGCAGUGUCUCCGCCUUCUGGGUGAGUGUGACUUCAUAGUUUUCUCUGUUUUUGAGCCUCAGGUCCUCAUAGAAGAUAUUAGGCUUCUUCUGAGACUCUUCCUCUUCCAUGUAUGACUGGGCUGAGGCUGAUGGGAACAGAGACAGAGGUGAUGGGAUUCAAAGGGUGAACAAAAAAUCUUCAUACUAGCUAUGUUUACAUGUGCAAAAUGUCUUCAUUCUGAAACGAUUUGUUCUGAUUUUUCACAUGCCUAGUGUUGUCUAAUUCUGCCGAAGUGGAAGCAGAAAAGGCUUCACUUUUGCUUCUGUAUUAAACAAAUCCUUCAUGUGUC
Molecule: messenger RNA, 3066 nt
Organism: Solea solea (common sole)
Lineage: Eukaryota; Metazoa; Chordata; Actinopteri; Pleuronectiformes; Soleidae
Gene: rhbdd2
Product: rhomboid domain containing 2
Exons: 1
Coding region: 841-1797 (318 amino acids)
Cellular component (GO): membrane
Molecular function (GO): serine-type endopeptidase activity
Source: RefSeq, a predicted model, not a curated record